Erpetoichthys calabaricus (reedfish) is the source of this 2788-nucleotide messenger RNA. It is a transcript of the gene tmem260, whose product is annotated as transmembrane protein 260. The record is from RefSeq and is a predicted model, not a curated record. NCBI's taxonomy places the organism in Eukaryota, Metazoa, Chordata, Cladistia, Polypteriformes, Polypteridae.
AAGUUUGUGAUGCGUUGCCGAGGCGGCGAUGCUGCGUUCUGAACUACAGCGUCGCUAAAAUGAGACCAGUGGGAAUCGCUUUAUAAUGGGCAAACCGAAGGAUUCCUGUGAAGCGUGGCAGCUCACCCUCGUCUGUUUUGCCGGCGUGUCUGCCCUCUACCUGCGCUGUACGCAGCGUUCAGUGCCGGGCGGAGACUCAGGAGAGCUGAUCACUGCUGCCUGCGAGCUUGGGGUGGCCCACCCUCCAGGGUACCCUCUGUUCACUUUACUUGCUUACCUGGCUUCUAAACUAACUUUCUUGAAAUCUCCAGCAUAUUGUGUCAACUUGCUUAAUAGCCUGCUGGGUGCAAUGUCGAGUGCUGCCCUGUGCUUUGCAACUUACAGGCUUACAAACUUUGCUCCAAGUGGGAUAUUAGUAGCAGGGAGUUUUGCCAUGUCUCACCUGGUCUGGCAGUGGUCUUUGGUGGCAGAGGUUUUCUCUCUGAACAACCUCUUCAUUGGUCUGCUGUUCUCUCUUACUGUCUGUUUCCACACUGCAGACUCACAAGAACAAAGAGCAAAGUUUUGCAGACUAGGUGCAUUUUGCUGUGGACUAGCACUCUGCAAUCAACAUACCAUUGUCAUCUAUGUGAUAGUCAUUUGUCCCUGGGUGUUAAUUAGGCUGUUAAUGAUGAAGGAACUUUCAUUUGGUCUUAUGGUUGAGCUUGGGUUAUGUUUCCUAGCUGGACUUUUCCCAUAUAUUUACUUGGCAGUGUCAUCAUUCAUGAACAGGGCCCGCUGGAGCUGGGGAGACCAGACCUCAUUUCCUGGAUUCAUGACACAUUUACUGAGGUCUGAAUAUGGAACAUUUAGUUUGGUAAGAGAGCUGCAAAAAACAGACACAGAAGGACAGAUGAUGAAAAUGAUUCUAGCCCAAUGGAAUCACUGUGUGAAGGACCUUUCUCUGCCAGUUCUAAUUCUGGCAGCAACAGGAUUGGUUAUGACCUUCUUUAGGAGGAAAUACAGCUAUUACUUAGUAUCAUGGAUACUAGCUUCAAUGUUCAUUGUGUAUUCCAUGUUUUUUGCCUGGAGCAACCUAGACAUAAGCAGACCCCUUUCCUUGCAUGUUGUGGAACGGUUCUGGGUGCAGAGUGAUGCAGUUUUAUGUGUUCUGUCUGGGCUGGGUUUAGCCUCUGUUUGCAAGGAGCUGGAAAAAACACUUGGCAACAUUAGAACCUGGAAGGGUGUAGCCUGGAUCUUCACCCUUGGCUUCAUUGUUCACCAUGCUCACAUCAAUUUCAGGCUUUGUGACCAGAGUGAUAAUUUCAUAGUGGACAGCUUUGCACGAAAUAUUCUAGCCUCCAUUCCAAAUGGUUCCAUCAUCCUUACCCGUGGAGACUUACCGGGUAACUCGAUGCGUUACCUGCACUACUGUGAGGGCGUAAGACCGGACCUCGCUCUUGUGGAUCAGGAGCUGAUGACUUAUGACUGGUAUGUUCCAAAGCUUGGUCCACACCUUUCUGAUGUUCAUUUUCCUGGAAGCAGAUGGAUGGUUUCCACUGAGCAAAAAAGAACAUUUAACUUGCAUAAUUUCUUCUCCUCCAAUAUCCAGAGAGGGAUAUUCAUCUGCAUUGGCCUGCCAGAUGAGGACCAGACCUGGCAGAAAGACUUCAUGCUGGUGCCCUGGGGUGUGUGUGACAGAAUCAUACCUUCCACAGCUCAGUUUGAUCCAGGGAAGUGGGCCCAGCUUACUCGUCACCUCUACAACUGGACCACACCUCACAACAGCACUUUUCCACCAGGAUCCUGGGAAGAAGUUGUCAACACUGAGAUGUGGCAGUCUAGAAUAAAAAUGCCGUUCUUCCUGUUCGACCUAGCUGAGAAACAAAAUAAGCAAGGCAAAAGUCUGGAGCAGCUUUAUGAACUAUCGUACAUGCUGUACCAUGAAAUUGUAAGCAUGUUCAAGAACCAUCCAGUAAACUGGCACAAGAACCUGGCAUUGGCUUGUGAGAGACUUUUACGAACAGGUUCAAAGACACAUGACCCAGAGAAUCUGCUUUCUGAAAGCAUACACCACUUUAGGCUUUAUUUGAAAGGGGAGCCUGAGGAUCCUCAGAGGUCUGCUAUAAUUGAGGCUAUCCAUCAUCUGAAGAAGGAGCGAGAACGCCUUCAUGAGCUAAAGAAGGACAGAGAAUCCUUAUAGAUGUUCCAUGUUUGCUCCAAAUGUUUCUAAUGAUUUAGCACAGGAACUCUUUAUCAUGGUGAAGACUUUAAAAAUUAUGGUAAAACAAACAGGGCUAAACAUGUUUGCUUGCUGCUUUUCAGGAAGACUUAUGCUUUAGUGAAACUUUAAAAAUGACCACCAUCUUUGGUUCUAAUUCUGGUGUCAUCUGAACAAUUGAUUCACUUUAUGAGGGAGUUGCGCUACAACAGCUUAUGACAUUAAUUUUUUGCUGUGACUUUUUUUUUACCUUUACAAAAUGGAAAAGUGUAUAAAAGUUCUUCAUUUAUUGGAUGCCGAUUUUCUGUCUCAGAAUGUAGUGGAAACAUAGACAUCCUGGUCCAGUAUUUCUCCAUUUCUUUGAAGGUGCUAAUUUCAUUUCUAGGAAUGAAGGUGCUAAUUUCAUGGAUAUGCCUUAAUAUUUGCAUCCAAAGAAACUUUUAAGAGAAAAAGGGCAAAGGGGCAUUUAUGUUUAGUUCAUUUUCUAGAAAACAUCUGUUUAUAUUGCUAAUAAUUGUUUUAUCAUCAGUUGGAAUGAUGGGAAGUGUUUUGUUCAGGCAUCUUUCAUCAUAAAUUGAUUAAAACAAA